AUAUGGAGGGAGCCUCCAUGAUGCUUUUGCAUUGUGUUAAUUAGUAUUAGAGUCGAAACUUAAUUUCACACUUUGAUCUCAUUCUUCAAUUAAUGGAGUUUGAUCAGCUUCCUGGCUUUAGAUUCCAUCCUACUGAAGAAGAACUCUUAGAUUUCUACCUCAAAAAGAUGGUAUUGGGAAAACAAAUUCAAUAUUCUGAUAUCAUUGCUUUUCUCGAUAUUUAUCACCAUGAACCUUGGGAUUUGCCAGGGCUGGCAAAGAUAGGGGAGAGAGAGUGGUAUUUCUUUGUGCCAAGAGAAAGAAAGCAUGGGCAUGGUGGAAGACCCAACAGAACCACUGCAAAUGGUUAUUGGAAGGCAACUGGAUCCGACCGCCCCAUCCGAUGCUUAACGGAUCCUAAAAGGUUACUUGGCCUCAGAAAGACUCUGGUUUUCUACACCGGCCGAGCACCCAGAGGAUCCAAAACUGAUUGGGUCAUGAACGAGUACAGAUUGCCCACCACCUGCUCUAUCCCUAAGGAGGACAUAGUGCUUUGCAAGAUAUACAGGAAAGCAACGUCGUUGAAGGUUUUAGAGGAAAGGGCAAGUAUAGAAGAGCUUGCUAGGGCAUCACAACUCACAUCUUCAUUAUCUCUCCCAGAAGAAGAUGCUCUUUCUUGCUAUGACCAGCAAAUGAACUUUGGUCACUGUAUAUAUUUGCAAGACACUGUUGCUCAAGAAGUAGAACAUCAAAAGUGGCAUUAUUAGAUUUAUCAGUUCAGUAGAUUUGCUUUUUAGUAUUUUUUUUUCUCUCUCUCUCUCCAAUAGAGGAAGAGAUGCAGCUGCUUUUUGUUCUGUUUGAAUUGGAUAAUUGAUCUAUGUUGGCUAUGGGCUCAAAAAGAGUUACAUACCAAUAUAAGAGAGUGUAAUUAAUUGGGUAUUUAAUAAUUUACUUUUCUAAUUUAA
Molecule: messenger RNA, 944 nt
Organism: Manihot esculenta (cassava)
Lineage: Eukaryota; Viridiplantae; Streptophyta; Magnoliopsida; Malpighiales; Euphorbiaceae
Product: NAC domain-containing protein 6
Exons: 3
Coding region: 93-746 (217 amino acids)
Biological process (GO): regulation of DNA-templated transcription
Molecular function (GO): DNA binding
Source: RefSeq, a predicted model, not a curated record